UUUCGGUUCUAAGCUGCAAGGCGGAAGUUAGCGCAAGAUCAGCUUCCGGGGAAACAAAAAGUAGCGUGAAAAUCUUGCGUUUCAAAAUCAACGUUUAAAAUGUCAAGUCGUAGACGACACGACUCUUAUAGUGAUGAAGAAGAUGGUCCUUCCUCAGCAAGAAAGAGAAGACGAGUAUCAGAAAAUGUUGACAUUGAAGACAGACUUGAAUCACUUAUAACUAGAGUUGGAGAAAAGAGUACAUCCUCUUUAGAAAGUAACCUUGAAGGCUUAGCUAGUGUCCUGGAGGCAGACUUGCAGAAUUACAAGACAAAAAUCUUGAAAAUUUUAGUAGAAUGUGUAGCAGCUUUACCAGAGAAGAUGGCUGUGUAUACCACAUUAGUGGGUCUUCUUAAUGCAAAAAACUACAACUGUGGAGGAGAGUUUACUGAACUAUUAGUAAGACAUUUAAAAGAAGCUCUGAAGACAGGAGAAUUUGAUAAUGCUUUGUUAAUUGUACGAUUUUUAUCUGACCUAGUAAACUGUCAUGUAAUUGUUGCUGGUUCACUGAUUGCAAUGUUUGAUAACUUUAUAGAAGUGACAUUGGAAGACAACAUACCUCAGGUUAGGUCAGAUUUCUAUGUAUACGCUGUCAUGGCCUCAUUACCAUGGGUUGGUAAAGAACUCCAGGAAAAGAAGGAGCAGGAAUUUAAUAAGCUAUUGAUGUCAAUAGACAAUUAUAUAAGCAAGAGACAAAAGAUUCAUGCCCCUACGCUGAGAGUUUGGACUUCAGAUGAUCCUCAUCCACAAGAAGAGUAUUUGGACUGCUUGUGGUCACAGAUAAAGAAUCUCCGAGCCAAUAAAUGGGCAGAGAAACAGAUAACACGCCCAUACCUAGCUUUUGAUGGUGUUUUAUGUGAAGCCUUACAGCACACUUUACCACAGAUAAUACCACCAUCACACAAUGACGAAAUGAGCUAUCCUUUGCCAAGAGUUAUUUUUAGAAUGUUUGAUUAUACCGAUGUACCAGAGGGACCAGUUUUACCAGGAAGUCAUGCAAUUGAACGAUACCUUAUAGAAGAACAACUGAGAAGAAUUAUAUUCAAACAUGCAUUUGAUCGCAAAGACUGUGCCGCUUCAUUACUGAGUUAUCCAAUGAAGAACAAAGUGCCACUCAAUUAUAUGAUUGUAGAGGUGAUGUUUGGAGAGUUGUUUUUGUUACCCCGGUGUCCUAGACUAGAGAUAUAUUAUGGUUCUACAUUUAUAGAGUUAUGUAAACUACAGCCUGGAUCUAUGCCCCAAGUUUUAGCUCAAGCCACAGAACUUUUAUUUGAAAGACUUGAUUCAAUGAAUCUUUCCUGUAUUGAAAGAUUAACCAACUGGUUUGCCUAUCACUUAAGUAAUUUCCAGUUUCGAUGGAGUUGGGAUGAUUGGAGUUCAUGUUUACAAAUGGAUCCAGAACUACCCAAACCAAAGUUUAUCAAAGAAGUGCUCAUCAAAUGUAUGAGGUUAUCCUACCAUCAAAGAAUUGUGGAGACUUGUACUGAAGAUUUUGCACCAUUGAUACCAGAGAAACCACAGUCUCAUUUUAAAUAUGAGAAGGAAGGGUCAGGGUCAUUACCAGGGACUAUGACAGCUCAUCAGCUGAUCCAAGCCAUCAAAUCAAAAUGUACUCCAGAGGAAACCAUGGGGAUAUUGAAAGAUUUACCCAACCCCUUGAAAGAAGAUGAUGAAACUGAUCCAACGUACCAUCCACUAAGAAUUGAUGUAUUUGUGUCAACAUUGCUACAUUUAGGAAACAAAUCAUUUAGUCACUCUUUUGCAGCUAUUGCCAAAUUCCACCACAUUUUAAAGUUACUAGCAGACACAGAAGAAGGACAGAUUUGGGUGUUACGGACAAUGUUUGAAGUUUGGAGAUCACAUCAACAAAUGAUGGUAGUUUUAGUGGACAAAUUAUUGAAGACACAAAUCAUAGAACCAUCAGCUGUGGCUAACUGGUUGUUCUCUAGUGAAAUGCAACCAGAAUUUACAAAAUUUUAUGUCUGGGAGAUAAUGCACAGUACAAUAACAAAGAUGAGUAAACAUGUUGAUAAACUACAGAAAGAAGUAGAUGACGCUAAAGACAAACUGGAUGCUUACAAAAGAAGGAUAAAUGAUGGUUUAGAAGAUGAUGAUGAUGACGAAGUACCCACAGAAUCUCUGAUAGAGAGAAUGGAGGAAAGAUUAGAUCUGGCACAAAAUCAACAAAAGAGACUUUUUCUUAUCAUAUUUCAGAGAUUUAUUAUGGUUUUAUCUGACCAUCUUGCCAACUGUGAGUCGAAUGGCAUUGAUUACAGCACACCAUGGUAUAAAUGGUGUAUAGAAAGAUUACAGCAAAUAUUCCUUUUACACCAUGAAUUGGUAUACAGAUACAUCAGUACAUUAGAGACAUUGUUAUUCACAAGUGACAUUGAUUUCCAUAUCUUGGAAAUAUUCCAACAGUUCUGUGCAUUACGAUCCUGAAAUUUAUGUUCUCAUUAUCAUCAUUGUUAUAGACAAGUCAUUGAGUCAUAGGAUUUUUUUCUGUCAUCAUUAAUUUUGUUUAAACUUGAGGUAAUGUGUUGUUGUAAUACAUGAUAAAAUAAAUGUAUGACCAUGGUAUUUAUGAGAACAAAUGAAAUAGUAUGAAGACUGUACAUAUUUCAUUUAGAAAAAAAUCUCUUUUUUUUUUCAAUAGGGAAUGCAAAGAUACAGUUACUGUAAAACAACUUAUUUUCGCAAACAAUUUAUUUACACGAAUUUCACGAUCAGAAAAAAUAGCGCAAAUAUAAACCAACACUUAUAUGUAAAACUUGGAUUUUUCCCUUUAUAUCUCCAUCAUGUUAGUUUUAGAGGUGCAAAAUUAAAUCGCCACGAAUUGGGCUAGAUAGGGCUAAAUGUGAGAUAAAGUACCCGUGACAGUAAGUUGGUUUACAGUAUGAAUGUAUGUAGUCAGUUUCCACAUUGAUGUUACCUUGUUAAUGGUUAUAGUCACAGAUAUAGAAGAUAGACAAAACAUAAGGAAAAUUAAAACUAGAUACAUAUGGCUUCAACAUUUUACUGAUAUUCUUGCAAUUACCAAUUGUAAAAUUUAUUUUCAUUUUACUGAGAGCUUUUUAUACGACUGCAAAAUUAAAAAAGAAUCUUGUUGUAAAUUGAUAUCACGUCCUCGUCAUUGUCAGUGUUGUCCAAAGACAGAUGAUUUCUGGAUAAUAACUUUAGUAUAAGUAGAAAUCAACAUUCAUUCUGUGUCAGAAACCUAUUCUGUGUCAAAUAUUUAAUCACAAUCCAAAUUCAGAGCUGUAUCAAGCUUGAAUGUUGUGUCCAUACUUGCCCCAACUGUUCAGGGUUUGACUUCUGUGGUGUAUCAAGCUGCGCCCUGGGGAGCAUCUGGUUUAGUAUUAAAACAUUCUUAAUGAAAAGUAAGUAAAACAUUUCUGAAGCAUAAUAUAUCAAAGAUAUUAAAAGUGAUUCAGAAAGUUGCAGUGCUCUUUCAUUGAAUCCAUGCACCUUCAAGUUAUGUAUACUUUCAAGAAACUAUUUUUUAUGAAGAAUUUCAAAUAUUCAGUUUGUACACCAUGUCAUUGUUACUGAAUUUGAUAAAAUUGUAAAUUAAAAUAUCAAAUGUGAA
Messenger RNA from Mytilus trossulus (common blue mussel), 3628 nucleotides. RefSeq names its product nuclear cap-binding protein subunit 1-like. Lineage: Eukaryota; Metazoa; Mollusca; Bivalvia; Mytilida; Mytilidae. Bases 100 to 2481 code for a protein of 793 amino acids. Gene Ontology annotation, biological process: nuclear-transcribed mRNA catabolic process, nonsense-mediated decay; mRNA export from nucleus. Gene Ontology annotation, molecular function: mRNA binding; RNA cap binding; protein binding. Gene Ontology annotation, cellular component: nuclear cap binding complex; nucleus. The record is from RefSeq and is a predicted model, not a curated record. The transcript has 23 exons.